Fusarium sp. VM40 is the source of this 1134-nucleotide messenger RNA. The record is from the annotation of a GenBank genome assembly. NCBI's taxonomy places the organism in Eukaryota, Fungi, Ascomycota, Sordariomycetes, Hypocreales, Nectriaceae.
AUGAAUACUUUCCAAAGGUUCCUCCAUGCAUCACUCGACGAAGACGUUGUGUCUUCAUUGGCAGUUUUAGCCAAGCGCCAUGAUGGAUGUACUAUAUUAUCCCAAUACUUGGGUGGUCCAUCGCCCUCUUGGCCUGGUCAAACCAUCAUCGACGACCAAACCCUCUUCACGCUCGCCUCCCUCACAAAAUUGCCCACCACCGUGGCCGUUUUACAAAUCGUAGAAAGGCAGCUACUUACUCUAGAUGCUGAUGUGAGCGAAUUACUUCCAGUCUUAGGCCGACAACAGAUUCUUGCGGGUUGGAAUGCAGAUGGAUCACCCAUUUUCCAGCAACGUCGGAACCCCAUUACCCUUCGCAACCUCCUAACUCAUUCAUCCGGGUGUGGCUACGACUUCAGUAACCCCAACUUGAAAAGGCUCCGUCGUUUCCGAGAAGAUAUAGGUGGAAGUAAGCCCACUAUUGAUGAGUGGUUUGACCAGCCGCUUCUAUUCGAGCCUGGCCAAGGCUGGGAGUAUGGCAGUGGGGUGGAUUGGGCCGGCAAGCUUGUCGAGAAGAUCAGCGGCGUGUCAUUGGAAGUUUACUUGAGGGAUCACGUUUGGAAUCCUAUCAGCGCUUCUGACUUCACCUUCUGGCCUGAUGCUUCAGGCAGCACAAACAAAAUCGCCGCCUUGACGCACCGAAACAAAUAUACCGGGAAACUGGAGGCGUCUUCUGAGAAGAUACGUAUAAACGUGGGCCUUGAGGAGUGUUUCGGAGGACACGGUGGGUAUUGCAGUGCAGCAGAUUAUAUGAAGCUUUUGUUUUCGCUGCUAGUAAGCGACGAACGAAUUCUACAGGCACACUCUGUAGAGCUCAUGUUCCAAGACCAGUUGUCAGAAGAAAGCAAACGGAUAUUUCAAUCUACCUUCAAGAGUAGCAAGAUGGGUGUGGGUGACUUCUAUCCCGGCGAGGUCUACACCUGGGGCUUAGGUGGGAUGAUUAUCGAAGAAGCUCAUGGCCAAAGAGCACCCUAUACUCGAGGGCCACGAACUCUCGCAUGGGGUGGCUAUACAAACCAAUUCUGGGCAAGUCACUCUUUCAUGUACUGCUUACUAUUCCUAUCUAAUCUUUCAUCAGUUCAUCGACCGAAGUAA